ACCCAUUUGCAUUUCUUUCUCAUUCCACCAUGGCCAGUUACAUUGGAAAGCCCAUUUCGCUUAUAUCGCAUUCGGAUGUACGUUACCGGGGCAUCCUGGCGGGUAUUGACGCGAAUGCGUCGACGAUUCAGUUGUCGAAGGUGUAUUCAAUGGGAACGGAGGGUAGGAGACCUGCUGCAGAGUUCAUACCACCAGUGCAAGAGCCCUACCAAUAUAUCAUCUUUCGUGCGUCGGAGGUUAAGGAUUUGGCGGUAGACGAACAGCAACAAGUUCCUCAUCGAAACGUCCACGAUGACCCUGCAGUCAUUAACGCUUCUACCGGUCCUCCUGUCGCAGCAGGAUAUUCACCAUAUCCUCAAGCCCCGGUUCCCAAUCCUGCCUAUGUGCAACCGCCGCCGCCCCAGGUAGCUCCUCCGACUCAGCCAGAACCAGCUCCUACCCCUCCGCGUCUUCAACAACAAAACCGCCGUGCAAACCCUGUCCAUACGGCGGCAGCGUCCAUGGAGACUGUCGAGCGUGCCCUCGGUGACCUACGGGUAUCAAAUACGGGGAAUGGAAGCCGUCGACGCCACCCGCAGCAGAAGGAGCAGAUCAAAGUGCCUUCCACUGACUUUGACUUUGAGAGCAGUAAUGCACGGUUCGACAAGCCUGGGGCGAAAAAGGGCGAUGAGGAAGAGAAGGAGAAGGAACCUGCUGCAUACAAUCCGGAAAAGUCGUUCUUUGACUCGUUGACGCCUGCACCUGUACGAGGCGGAGGUGGAGGCGGCAGAGGUGCUGGAAGGGGGGGACACCCUGGUAGGAAUCGACGAGAAGAGGAGAGGGAGAGGAACGUGGCGACGUUUGGGGAGCCGGGGGGUGUUGGACUCAUGGGACCUGGGGCGUAUGUCAAUGGCUGGGGCGGGUAUGGACGGCGGGGUGGCGGCAGACCAAGGAGGGGCGGGCCACCCAAUGGUGCCGACGUUAACACGCGCUGAGUGACUUGUUUUUUUUGUACUUGUUGGUAUUGCCUCGACCAGUUGUCUCUUUUUGUCGACGUUGCUGUUAGCGCUUUACUUGUUGAAAUGAUUUUCCACCCUGUGAAGCAUUGAACUCAGUGACAUUGUUCCAAUGUGGUUGGAAAUCAAAUUUUUUGUUGUCGAGGGGCAACCGGAUAACCGGUCCGGUAUUAACCGAGAAAGCUUUGCAUACUUAUGGGUCAAAUUCGGCUGUUUUUUUUGCUAAAUUUGCG
Messenger RNA from Desarmillaria tabescens, 1228 nucleotides. Its product is annotated as Scd6-like Sm domain-containing protein. The transcript has 5 exons. Lineage: Eukaryota; Fungi; Basidiomycota; Agaricomycetes; Agaricales; Physalacriaceae. Gene Ontology annotation, biological process: cytoplasmic stress granule assembly; P-body assembly. Gene Ontology annotation, cellular component: P-body. The record is from RefSeq and is a predicted model, not a curated record. Gene Ontology annotation, molecular function: mRNA binding. Bases 30 to 974 code for a protein of 314 amino acids.